AUGCAGCUUUUCCCAGCCAUCUAUCGCGCGUACAUGUCAAAUGACGAGAUGCUACCGUUCCGCGAGACGCAGGCGUGGAAGGAGUUUGUGGAUGGAAAGCUUACGAGCAAGGGCCAGGACUUAAGCAAGGCUGGCUCUAUCAAAGGGUUGCGAGACAGAGUGCAGAGCUUCGAGAUCAGCCCGCACCAUAGCUUGCUUGCCGCAGAAGGUAGUCGCAAGGUCAAAGUAUGCGGUGUUUGGGACACAGUAGGAAGUCUAGGCGUUCCAGACGUCGCGUGGUUCGACAACGAGAAGUACAGGACGAAAUAUGGAUUCCACAAUGUCAGACUCACCGAAAACAUUGAACAUGCAUACCAUGCGCUGGCACUCGAUGAACACCGCAAGGCCUUCCGGCCGACACUGUGGUACAUAGACAGCGAGUUACGUGAACGACUAGCGAAGGAAGGCAAGCCAUUGCCCGAACUGAAGCAGGUCUGGUUUCCUGGUGUCCACAUCAAUGCUGGUGGCGGGGCAGACGAUUGUUUCACGGAUAUGAAGGGCGAUUUGGAGAAUCUAUCCACUGCGACAUGGACUUGGAUGCUGCAUUGCAUCUCUCCACACCUUACCAUCGAUCAAGAUGCCUUCAAAUCAACCCUCAGCCAAUACGAACGCUGGCUCGCCCGCAUUCGCUACGCAUGCACAUACCACCACACUACGUGGCUCGACACACUCAAGUCCAACAUACCCACGAUACCGUACAUAAAUCCAGCUACCAACCCGCUUCUCCCGCCAAAGCGCGAUCCAAUGCAUACCCACCCGGAAUUUGACUAUGGCUGGGGAACCGGGCCCAUUGUCGAUUCAUACACGGGCAUGUACCUCCUUAACGGCAGCCUACCACGUGUACCCGGUAAGCUCCAAACCGAGGUGUACGACCAGAAAAAGGCGAUGGCAACUUUAGAAGACAUCUCCAAGCUCGGCGAGACUAACGAGUACAUUCACCCCGUCUGUGAGUAUCGCAAGAUCGUGCGCGGCAAGGAAGAUGAUUCAGCACUCAAGGCCUAUACUCGGAGGCACGAAGUCGGACCGAAUGGCAGGGAUGGCAGGUACUGGUGGUAUCGGGACGGAAAGAGGCUGCCUGAGUGGGUCAUUAUGGAGCAUCAGGAUGAAGGCGUGAUCAACUUCGAGAGAACAUGGUAUGAGAUGUGUGAGAAGACUGACAAGGCUAAGGAACGUUUGAAAGAGGCUAGAUACGAGAAGGAUUUUCUGGUUGCGCUCGACGAAAAGGUAGAUUUUGGGCUGGGGGAUGCGCCGGGGUACUUGUAUCCGUAA
Didymosphaeria variabile is the source of this 1308-nucleotide messenger RNA. RefSeq lists its product as uncharacterized. The record is from RefSeq and is a predicted model, not a curated record. The coding region runs from base 1 to 1308 and encodes 435 amino acids. Lineage: Eukaryota; Fungi; Ascomycota; Dothideomycetes; Pleosporales; Didymosphaeriaceae. The transcript has 3 exons.